AUUGAGGCCGCCCGUUCCCGGUCUCGGUCCAUCAUCGAUCACACGGUCCAGGUUUCAUCCAUCCAGUUCACGAAUCUUACGGUCCACACUCUUCGGCGAUCUCACCCCGAACCGGGCGGCUUCUUUCCGGCCCUCCAUCUACGAUAAAUGCAAACGGUCCUUGCAGCUGCCGCCCAUCUUCUCCUGGCGGAGGUCGGUGGGCGGCGGAAGCGAGCGAUCGAGAGAGAUACCGAGACCCAACCAGUUGAUCUUACGAAAGAUGCUGGGUUUGGUUGUCACUCAUGAGGUAUAUUCCUAUACUUCAACAAUGACCUGAAUGACUGGUUGCCAAGUACCACCCUUGCAUUUUGAAUGGCGGAUUGUGCUUCUAUACCAUCUUGUGCCCGUGCACAAUUGCAAAGUAUUAUUUCCAGAAACAACCAUUUUGUUGCCAGCCAAAGAAAUGCAUAUGCCGGAAUGUUACAAAGGGACUGUAUCAAGAAAGGACAUCUUUUUGGACAGUUCAAAUGUUCAGCAACUUGUUUAGCUAGUGCUACUUUUCGCACUGGCAUAAAUGACAUAAUUUGCAUGAAGAAGAGCUCUAUCAAAUGUCGUUGUCAGGGGAUGCUGAUGAAUCCCGAGACUAAUAUGCCAAACAAUUGGAUUCCUAUUGUCAACCAAGUUCUUUUAACAGUCAGUGUGAUCUUUGCAUACCUAGCUGGAGUAGUUCCCAGGGACAGAGCUUUUUCCAGGGUACGAGAUGGCACUACAGGCUUACAUCGUGAUGCUACAACAUCCAGUUACGGUAGAUCAACUGAGUCUACCUCAAACGAUUAUUGGCAUGAAACUUACAAAAAGCUUAUGGAUGCUUUGAGUACAAUUAAGAAUGAUAGUAAUUUCACUAGCAACGUUGCUGAAAACAAUGCUGACAGCAAAAAGCAACCCUUCAAUUUGUUUGCUAUUGAUGAAGGUCCUAGGUUGCGUUUGAUUUGGGUCACUUUGCAGCGAUUGCAAACAGAGGUCAAUGAUAUCUCAGAAAAUAGCGAAUUUGUGACUCAUGAUAUCUGGCUAAAGAUCUCAUUAGAAGUUAUAAAAGGAGCAAUGCUACCAAUAUGCAAGGAAUGGCUCGACGUAGAACUCAAUCUGGAAAUUGGAGAGUGCAACACGAUGCUUACUUCCAAAAUGCUAAAGAAAUUGAAGGGCGAUGAAAGAAUCUUACAAAAUAUCAAUAGAGUAGGCAAGUCUGAACUAUAUUCAGAUUUGUUAUUCUUUCUUAGAUUUGGUUCUCUCAGUGUUGGAUGCUGUUAUGGUACUAAACUUCUGACACAAUAUGGAGUUGACAUUUUAGAAGAUCUGGUGGUUAUGUUGGCAGAUACAAUAGCAAGCAUAUAUUUGGAGCUUAUCUCUAUUGACAGUGACAUUUCUACAGAGAUGAGUGGCUUGGGCUUAACAUUAUGUUCAAUGUCCACUAGAACACUUCAAAAACUAAGGAAUGAGGUUGUACUUAAGCACUGGCUUCAGGAGAACUUCGAGUCUGUUAUCUCAAUGUAUGAAGACCGUUUUGAGUUACAUGUCCUUCACAGAGAGCUGCUUGAUAACCCAGUAGAAAAUCAAAAUGUGAAUCUUCAUUGGUGGAAGAAGCUUCCGUUCAGAAAGUCAGCGACUGCAUCCCCCAUGCCAUAUGUUUGUAUCAGCCGAUUUUCCUUGCCUGUGAAACGAACAAAGGAACUAAGGGCCUUAACCGGAUGGAGGUACUACUUCAGCCUGUAUCUGGAGUUUUCCGAUAUCAGCAUGCCAUUGGUUAGAUCUGCUUUCACCAAGGUUAGAAAUGCUGUAUCAUUUCUGCUUGUCUGUAUGAUUGGGAGGUCCGUUGGUCUUAUUUUCACUGGGAUAAGACAGUCAUUAGGCUGGAGGUAAGUGAUUGUUUCUGUUGUCUUUCUCUUUGACCCUUGUUUUGAGAUCAGAUUUCCUAAUGUCUAGAUCAUGACACUUGAGAAGCUAAGCCUUCUAUCUCGUGAAACUGAAUUACAAACACAAGAAAUUUUUUUGAGCAAUAAUUUCUCGAAGGUAAGAGUUGUUCAACACUUUUGUUACCGUUUCCUUUUGUGUAGCUUGUAGUGUAGAAUUCCAAUUUCCAAGCCACCAAAUCUUCUGAUAAACCUAGCACACAAUGCGCUGCAAUAUUCUCUCCUUUUCAUGAGACCUGCAAAUUAUUCCGUUGUAUCCGUAAAUCUCGACUUCCGAGUUUAGUCUUCUAUCUAGGGUACUACAAUUGAUUUAGUUUGAGGACGAGCACGUUCUUUGUUAUUUUUCACCUCCCAGAGUGACAUGAGGAUGAACUAAUUUCUAGUUUUCAUUUGCAAAAGCUGAUAGCAUUAUGUGAAAGUAGAUUUAUGCUUCCUGGGUUUUGUAAUCAGUGAGUAAGAUGUGUGUAGUGCAGUACGAGCUGCAUUAUGAACACACACAGCUUAAAGAUGGGGUCUAUUCUUUUUUUCCGGAACAAAUCCGCUUUAGUUAGAAUCUGCGUGGCAUGAAAUUUCAUCCACUGCGGUAUCAUAUGCUGUGCUGAUGCACGUUCGAGAAGGUCCAAGAUCUUCUCAAAGAAUUGUAAUCUCAGCGGUCGCCCUCACCGCCUGCCAUCUUGAAGGAGGAAUCGAUCAGACGGUAUUGUUGUCUACUCAGCUCGGUUGGCUCGAUUUGAUGCAGGUGUACCUAUUCAUUAGUAAUGAAUGAACUCUCCUUAAAAGCAUGCAUUUGCUCUACCAAAAAAAAAGUAUCAAGUCAGCUGGAAACGACGGUGUCUUUUCUCUUCUCUCUCUGAAAAGUGCGUUUUCUACUUUGACCAUUGUCUCGAGCUUUUACAGGACCUACAAAUAAUAGGUGUUGAAGUUUCUUCUAAGAUUCCAUGACAGGAGCGUCCCGCUGGGAAGUGAAGCUUCAGCUUCAGUACUCUAAUUGUCUUGCGAAUGCCGCAAGAAUAAGAUGUAAGCUACUUUUGUCUCGAGGGUGAAAGGUUUGCUGCUGGCAGAUUUAAGGGUAAUUUUAUGGGUGAAAGGUUUCAUUAUUUUUUGUUUCA
Messenger RNA from Musa acuminata subsp. malaccensis (wild Malaysian banana), 3055 nucleotides. RefSeq lists its product as uncharacterized. The record is from RefSeq and is a predicted model, not a curated record. NCBI's taxonomy places the organism in Eukaryota, Viridiplantae, Streptophyta, Magnoliopsida, Zingiberales, Musaceae.